CCAGCAAUAAAGACCAAGCACACACGUGUCGCAUCGAGAUAUGCUAGAAUUACGUUGACGUGGCCUUUUGCGCUAUAAAAAGAGGAGCUGACCACGACUAUUAUAUAAAACAUAACGAAGACCAAGUUGCCUACCUGAAAGUUUUUUCGUCCAAGUCGUGACAGAGAAUUAUUUCGUAUUUUAAAUUUUUUUGAAUGAACACGAUGUCGUCCAAAUUCUUGAUAGCGAUAUUUUUUCUGGCGUGUGCUGGAGUGGGUUUCCAGACGACAGAAGGGUCUGUGUUCGUACAUCCAUACUACAGAUUCCAUUCCUUUUGGCCAGACUUCGAUACAUUCGACGAUGAUUUCUUUUCGGACCCGUUUUUCCGGACUUUCCGUGAUCCUUUUGACUGGGACCCAUCAAGAGAUGACAUCGUUGACUUUCCAAUACUCCGUAAACCAGCCAUUGGAAAUCAGAGAAAUUGUCUACCAAAGCCAACCCCUCGAAAAUCUCUGGUAAAACCGUCCGAAGAGUUGAAGCUGAGUAUUGAUGUUAAAGGAUUUGCUCCCCAAGAACUGACACUGGUAACCARGGGAAACGAUGUCAUCAUCAGAGGGGAAAAGAAAGAUUGUGAUUCUACGUCGUGUUAUACAAGAUCAUUAUGUUGGAGAAAAAAGUUACCGCAAGACAUUAAAAUUAACACUGUUAAGGCAAAAUUAACCAAGGACAAUAUAGUCGAAAUAACAGGCGAAAAGAAAAAAGAAAUAGCAGCAGAAGCGAAUACAAAGAUAGAAAGAGAAACUCAAGAAAAACUAACGCCACAGAAAUCGGGAAAACAAGAGCAAUUUACUAAGCCUUCUGACCUGCCCAUGAAAAACCAAAACUCCAUGAAAGAGGAAAUUCCAAAACCAAAGCCAGUAGACGAGGCUGAAGAAGAAACAACGCUGGAAGUCGUGAAAGACGACGACUAAAAAACAAUAAUUUGAGAGUUGAUCACGAUAUAAGUAAUUCUUUGCAUGAUUCUUUUAUUGGUUCAGUUAUCAUUCUGACAAGGGAAAACUUGAGAUAGUGUGAGAGAGGAAGACGCCUGAAUCACACCUAGAGCCUAAUUAAUAGGAAUYGUCACACUUGACAUGGGUAUUAAUGGCAGCCCGCUGAUGACAAAUUAGACUUGAAUAUUAGAACCUGAAUAAGAACCUGAAUAUUUUAUUUCCUUCUAUUGCUAUUUAUGUAUCGUAUAAUCUUACUUCUAAUAAAAUCAUUCAAAUUUAUUUAAAAAA
Actinia tenebrosa (Australian red waratah sea anemone) is the source of this 1259-nucleotide messenger RNA. RefSeq lists its product as uncharacterized. The record is from RefSeq and is a predicted model, not a curated record. Lineage: Eukaryota; Metazoa; Cnidaria; Anthozoa; Actiniaria; Actiniidae. Gene Ontology annotation, biological process: response to heat; protein refolding. Gene Ontology annotation, cellular component: nucleus; cytoplasm.